AGCAGUGUCGUCAUAAACAUCAUAUCCUUUUGGGAGCGCGAGGAGAUCUACUGUCUGCGCUUCGUCAAAAAGCUCCGGAUGAUUUCAGUCGCAACGAGCGGAGACCGUUUCUGGAGUCCUUGUGUAUAAAGGCGCGACAUAUCUGGACAUGGACUGUUCAGAGGAAACCAACACUGUCGAAGAGCCGGCUGGCAGACGACCGACUGACGCUUCCUUUGUUGAGAGCGAGGCUGAAGGCUGCGGACCGCGUGGCGUCCAGGCGGACACGAGACACGAGCUGCUGCGGCUCCUUAAACUGGCGGGACCUGUGGUCAUUUCCCAGAUGAUGGUCUUCCUGAUCAGCAUCAUCAGCCUGGCGUUCUGCGGUCACCUGGGGAAGACGGAGCUAGCAGCAGUAUCACUGGCAGCUGCGGUGGUGAACGUCACUGGUAUUUCCGUCGGCACGGGUUUGUCUGCAUCUUGCGAUACCCUCAUAUCUCAGACCUAUGGGAGCGGUAACCUGAAGCGUGUGGGUGUGAUUCUCCAGAGGGGGGUUCUGAUUCUGCUGCUGGCCUGUUUCCCCUGCUGGGCCGUCCUCAUCAACACCGAGCCCCUCCUGCUGGCGGUCAAGCAGAGUCCAGAGAUUGCCAGUCUGUCCCAGCUGUAUGUGAAGAUCUUCAUGCCCGCUCUUCCUGCUGCUUUUAUGUACCAGCUGGAAGGGAAGUACUUACAAAACCAGGGAAUCAUGUGGCCUCAGGUUGUAACUGGAGCAGUUGGGAAUGUCCUCAAUGUUCUCAUCAACUAUAUCUUCCUCUAUCAUCUGGAGCUGGGUGUCGCGGGAUCUGCAGCAGCCAACACCAUCUCUCAGUACGUGCUGGCUUUGUUCCUGCAUGUUUACGUCUGGUGGAGGGGUCUUCACAAAGCCACAUGGGGAGGUUGGUCACUCGACUGCCUGCAGGAGUGGGGUCUCUUCGUAAAGCUGGCCAUUCCUAGCAUGUUCAUGAUCUGCCUGUCAUGGUGGAUUUUUGAAGUCGGAGGAUUCCUGGCUGGUGUGAUCAGCGAGGUUGAACUGGGGGCUCAGUCUAUUGCGUACCAGCUGUGCAUUGUGGCUUACAUGAGCCCUCUUGGAUUUUCUGUUGCUGCUGCUGUCCGGGUCGGGAACGCUCUUGGUGCUGGAGACAUAGAGCAGGCCAAGCUGUCGUGUAAAGUCCCAAUCAUCUGUGCAUUCAUUGUUGCGUGCUUUGUUGGAGUUUGCGUCAGCAUCACCAGAAACAUCACUGGAUUCAUUUUCAGAUCUAUUCCUGUGUUCUUUUUUAGGGACAUAAUUCAGAAGGUUGCAGAUGUAAUGCUCAUAUUCAGCUUCAUGCAUGUCAGUGAUGCGACUGCGGGUGUAGCCGCAGGAGUUCUCAGAGGAGCUGGGAAACAACUGGUUGGCACCAUUUUUAAUAUAGUGAGCUUCUACUUUGUAGGGUUUCCCAUAGGCGCAACCCUCAUGUUUGCUGCAAACAUGGGGAUUACUGGACUGUGGACUGGACUUACAAUUGCUGUUUCACUACAGGCAAUUUUCUUCAUCACGUUUUUGUGCAAACUUGACUGGAAAAAGGCUUCAGCAGAGGCUCAAGUGAGAGCAGGAGUUCAGUGCGUGGAAGAAAAAGAAACAUUUAAUCUGGAACAAUUAGAGUCAAGUCAGAGCCAGGUCCAGGUUGGCUUUACUCCGACCAGAGGUACCAACAAGGAAGAGGGUGUCGUCCAGAGUCCCGGCCGGAGAGAGUUCGCCAUCUCCACAGUGGGAGACGUGCUGCCGGUUAAACAGCUGAUCUUACGACGUGGACUGACUCUUUUGAUCAUGAUCGUCAUUCUUGUGGUUGGAGUCAUCAGCAGCAAUUUGAUUGUCACCCUGUUUUGAUGAUUUUUACAGCAGGCGACGGUGUGGAGCUUGCAGAAAGCUGGUUCUGUUCUGUUUGUUUUUAUUACCAAAAAAAUCCUUAAGGAUCAAAGUAGGACUUUAAAACAGUAAGCCUGGGACAAAAAGAGAAGUGCCUUACGCAAUAAUGGAAUCUUGUUGUACUAGUUCAGAUUUUAUGACAUUGCAAACCUCAAUAUGUUUAAUCUGGACAAAGAAGCACUUUGACAGAUGAAACGAAAACGAUUUGUGUUUUUUGUUCGCAUGUAUCCAGCUUUAUGUGAGUCAGUAUGAUGUCUAGAACAUUCAGAAGCAGAAACAUAAAUAUUUCAUGUUUACAUUUUAA
Poeciliopsis prolifica (blackstripe livebearer) is the source of this 2228-nucleotide messenger RNA. Its product is annotated as multidrug and toxin extrusion protein 1-like. The transcript is spliced from 16 exons. NCBI's taxonomy places the organism in Eukaryota, Metazoa, Chordata, Actinopteri, Cyprinodontiformes, Poeciliidae. Gene Ontology annotation, cellular component: membrane. The record is from RefSeq and is a predicted model, not a curated record. Bases 149 to 1885 code for a protein of 578 amino acids. Gene Ontology annotation, molecular function: xenobiotic transmembrane transporter activity; antiporter activity. Gene Ontology annotation, biological process: xenobiotic detoxification by transmembrane export across the plasma membrane.